This is a messenger RNA of Podarcis lilfordi (Lilford's wall lizard), 7995 nucleotides long. Lineage: Eukaryota; Metazoa; Chordata; Lepidosauria; Squamata; Lacertidae. The record is from the annotation of a GenBank genome assembly.
CGGGGGAGUCAAGCGGGAUCCAAGAUGGCGGCGGCAGCAGUAGUAGGGAGGUGAGAGCGAGGCUCACUUGUGGGGUGGCGGCUAUGGGGGGGGGAGGGCUGUUUUCAGAAUGGCUUCCCUCCCUCCGCCCCGAAGACCACCAACUCUUCAUUCCUCCUGAAUGACCCUUUAACUUCCGGGGCUCCCCUUCAGCCCCCGCUCCCUUCCCACAGUCGCCUUAUUCCCGCCCUCCAACCCCACAUGGUCUCCCCGCCCCCAUUGUGGGCUCCCCGCCUCCACGUCGCUUCUGGAAUUGACCUCCUUCCCUCAGGGCGCCCCACAGGUGUGCGUGCUGCUCCUUGCCCCGCAUCGCCAGCCCCUGCUCACCCACCCAGCCCAUGGUCCCCGAAUCCCUUGCAGGACCCCUUUCCAUUUCUGCACCCCCCACAAGCCCCUUCUAAGGCUUGCAGACCCCUUACAGUGCAGCCACCUGCCUGCACGUCUGUCUACCUGUGCUGUGCGCACACGAUGCAUUUAAAACACCCUGUGCAAAGAAUCCUGGGAACUAAUUUACCCUGUCAGGGAUCUACAGUUCCCAGCGCCCUUAACCAACUGCACUUCCCUGGAUUCUUAGAAUCACAGAAUUGUAGAGUUGGAGGGGACCCUGAUAGUCAUCUAGUUCUGCUCCUUGCAAUUCAAUUGGUCAUCUAGUCCAACCUCUCCCCACCCCCAAUUCUUUGGGGAGAGCCGUGUACUCUAAAUGUAUAGUGUGGAUGUGAUCCAUCUCUGCAAUUAUUUUUUAUUAUGAGACAGGUAAUCCAAUAUCUCCAUUUGACAGACCGAGUUCAAGAGACACUAGCCCAGGACCCCCAAACAAAUCCGUGGCUGCACGGUGAUUUUGAAUGCAGUUUCUGAUGGGCAUCUGCUUUAGACAUGAGAACAGGAUGUUGGACUAGAUGGACCUUUGAUCCAGCAGGACUUUUCAUAUGUUCAUAUGUUGUAUUCCACUGGUCAGUCUAAAACAGGGUCCCCACCUCCCACUAGUAGGCGUUUCAGGAUUCUAGGUGGCCGGUAGGGGGUUCUAUGGCACAAGCUGAACCCUCCUUCCAUCAAGCACUGGUGGGCGGCAAGGAAAUUUUACCAUCGAGAAAGAUGCAUUAGUGGGCGGUAGGUAUAAAAAGGUUGACUACUCCUAGUCCAAAAGAAGUCAUAAUGACACCUUUCAAAUUACAGGCCCAAAGCCAGGAUGAAAAGCUGCCCCCACACCUUUUGAUUUUCAGAAUUAUUUUUAAGUAGUGUAAGUCAACGAAAUGUAUAUUCCUACCCCAUUUGUUUCCCCGUUUUUAGCUUGUAAGGCCCUUGAGGUCAGGGAUCUGUUUUGUUACUUUGCCACCUGCUUCUUUCCCUUCCUGGUUAAUUGAUUACUAUACUUGGUCUUUUGUUUUCCCUUGUAUUUGUACAGAAAUCCGAAAGGACUGGUAUAAAAUGGUGGGGGUGGUGGUGGAGGGUGAUGCACUUUCAUGAUGAUGAUGAUGAUGAUGAUGAUUAAUGAUAAUACUAAAAACAGAUCAUGUAAUUAAAAAAACCCUGUUGGGCUUUUAAGGUGCCACAAAUUUUCUUCUUUUUUUAACAGGCGACGCAUACACCUCAGUUUUGGCAACUGCCCUGUAAAAGAAGCAAAAUACCAUUCUGACUGGCAAUUGGCAAGUCAAGGCAAUUGAGGAACGCUCCUCCGGCUAAAGCAAAGAGUGACACGGCGCUUGCCUUCCAUGGGUGCCAAGCUUUAUAAUGGAAAGUGGAACGCUAAUCUGAAGGGACGGCAGGCCUGCAUGGAACUAUUUUCCAAGGGGGCCCUUUCUGUGUGCUGUUUGUAUGCUUCCCUCAACGCCGCUCAACCGCGCGCAGGCGCAGAAGGGAAGUAGGGGGGACAAAGGGACUGGUUCUUCUGCAGCUUUUCUCCCCCUGGGCGGUAUGUCUGCUCUGUGCGAUCCCCCAGGGGUGGCAGGGCAUCCGGGGUCCACCCCCAGCCCCAAACCAGCAGCUGCUUCUCCAUCGCUCAGGUACUGAUUCUCUUACCUCUUCUCUCUCCUCCCUGCAAGGGACUAGGACACCCCCUUUACGCUGGCACCACCCAGUCCCUUCAUCUUUGUACAGAGGGUGUGUUGAUGGUCACUUGCUCUGGUGGCUCUGGAAAGGAAUAAUUACGCUUGUGACAUUUUACAGAGGUCCCUGCCUCAAAGAGCAUGCAGUCUAAAAUCCGAAGAGAAGUGGUGGCAGGGAGGGUUAACACAGGGAAAGCAUAUGUACCAUUUAUGUGCAUUUUGGGUGAAGUUGCGGCUACUAUUGUGCACAGCAAUGGGGGUUGGACUAGAUGACCCUUGGGAUCCCUUCCAACUCUGCAAGUUUAUAAGGCCUGUUGGGAAAUUCAGAAGUGACAGAUAGGGUGCCUUGGGUUGGGAAGUAGGACUGGAGGCAGAGCAUCUGCUUUGAGCGCAGAAAGUACUAGGUUCUAUACCCAGUAUGAUCUCCAGGCAGGGCUGGGAAGAACUGCCUGAAGCCCUGGAGCUACUGCCAGUCAGUGUAACCAGUACUGAGCUAGAUGGAGAAAGGGUCUGACUUGGUAUAAGGGAGCUUCCUAUGUUAACAUAUAAUAAUAUAAUAAUAAUAAUUUAUUAUUUAUACCCCGCCCAUCUGGCUGGGCUUCCCCGGCCACUCUGGGCGGCUUCCAAAAAAAUAUUAAAAUACUAUAAUACAUCAAACAUUAAAAGCUUCCCGAAACAGGGCUGCCUUCAGAUGUCUUCUAAAAGCCUGGUAGUUGUUGUUCUCUUUGACAUCUGGUGGGAGGGUGUUCCACAGGGAAGGCGCCACUACCGAGAAGGCCCUCUGCCUGGUUCCCUGUAACUUGGCUUCUCGCAGUGAGGGAACCGCCAGAAGGCCCUCAGUGCUGGACCUCAGUGUCCGGGUAGAACAUGCUGGAUCAGACUCAGGGCUAAUAAUUACAGAAUAAUUUUUGAAAGGAAGCUCUCACCACUGGACAACUUUCCCCUAACCUGGUCAUGUUUUUCUUGUGAAAAGACACAUGCAUAAAGUUCAGAUAUUUAGCAAAUCACAUUUUAAAGCAAAUUUUAAAAAUCAUUAACACCCGCCAUUGUUCUUAAAGUGGACUGGAGCUUAUGAAUUAAACAGAACACUUUUUCAAGCUGUAUGGGGGGAGCGGGAAUUGAAAAGGGAGAGAAAGGCCUCUGGGAACACAUGGUGAUUAACCUAGUUUCUGUUGUGAGAUGGUAAUAAAGUAAGCCAGGCAUAGGCAAACUCGGCCCUCCAGAUGUUUUGGGACUACAACUCCCAUGAUCCCUAGCUAACAGGACCAGUGGUCAGGGAUGAUUGGAAUUGUAGCCUCAAAACAUCUGGAGGACUGAGUUUGCCUAUGCCUGGAGUAAGCCCUUGCAAGCAAAUUAAGGCCCCACCUGCACUACACAUUUAAAGCAGUAUCAUACCACUUUAAAACAGUCUUGUUUAGGAACGUUGACCGAGGAUUGAUGCUAUGUUUCCUUCUUUUUCCUUUGCCUCCUGUAGUUCGCAAGAGCUGGCCCAGGAAAUCAAGGCCUUCCUUAGCGGUGUAGACCCUUUGCACGGCAACAAACUCACCCUGAAGGAGCAUGCCCGAUGCGCCAUCUUGCUCCUGCGCAGUCUGCCACCUGCUCGCAGCGCCGUCCUGGACCACCUCCGGGGUGUCUUUGAUGAGUAUGUGUGCACCUACUUGCUGGACCUGGAGAGCAGCGAGGGUGGGCUGGGCUCCAUCCGCUCCCAGGGUCCCAACCUGGACGACGUGGUGCAAGAGAUCCAGGCCGUGCUGUCCGAGUUCGUCCGCAUGAACCCCAAGGCGUGGGCAGGCUUGGUCUCGGCCUGGUCCAUCGACCUGAUGGGACAGCUGAGCAGCAAGUAUGCUGGCCGGCAUGGUGUGCCCCACGCCAGCAGCCUCAACGAGCUGCUGCAGCUGUGGAUGUCCUGCAAGGCGACUCGGACGCUGAUGGAGAUCUACACGCAGUGCCUCUCCUCCAUGAUCAGCACCUGCCCGGACGCUUGCGUGGAUGCCCUGCUGGACACCUCGGUCCAGCACUCUCCGCACUUUGACUGGGUGGUGGCCCACAUCGGCUCGUCCUUCCCCAACACGAUCAUCAACCGCGUGCUCUCCUGCGGGCUGAAGGACUUCUGCAUGCACGGCACGGCCUCGGCUGACCUUCUCCUCUUCCCUAGCGCCACAGCGGCAGACAAGAGGGUCCCCAAGAUCGCCUCGGUGGUAGGCAUCCUGGGCCACUUGGCCUCCCGCCACUCCGAGAGCAUCAAGCAGGAGCUGCUAAGGAUGUUCCAUGGGAGCCUGGGCCCCACGCGGGACCAGCAGCAGAAGGCCACCGUGCCCUUCUUGCUCCAGCUGGCCGUCAUGUCUCCCACUCUGCUGGGCACCAUCUCGGCCGAGCUGGUGGACUCCCUCAAGCCAGGCGUGCUCAACCAGCUGCACCAGCACUUCGCCUCGCUCCCUCGGGAGGAUCUGGAGAACAUGGUCAGCAUCGUGGUGCACCUCAUCUGCCAGACGUCGGGAGGAGCUUACCGCACCCUGCAGUUCCUCAUCAACACAGCCAUGCCGGCUUCUGUCAUCACCACCCCGGGCCUGGCUGUCCACGACAGCGUGCGGGAGGCUUGCGACCGUGUCAUCCAGCUGCUGCUGCUCAACCUCCAGAAACUGGUGUACAACCGGGGCUCGGCCAGCUUGGCGGAGGCCCCUCCGCGGCCGGUGCCUUUCCUGGACGAGCUGAAGGGCCACGUGCGGGAGCUGUGCGUGGAGACGCUGCGGCUGGAGAGGAAGCGGUUCCUCUGGCAGCACCAGCUGCUGGUCCUCCUCUCCGUCUACUGCACCCCCAGCUGUGCCAGCGAGGCCCUCUUCUUUUUGCUGACGCUGGCCAAGAGCCAGGAGGAGCUCAGCCUGGCCACUCAGCUCCACGCCGUGCUCAGCUCUUGCAUGAGCGACCUGCUGCCGGCCACCGUGAAGAAGUGCGUGUGCCAGAUCCACGCUGGCGGCCUCUCGGAGCAGCACAUGGCUCAGCUCUUCCAGAACCUGGCCUUGAUCAUGCAGAGGGAGAGCGAGGGCCCCGCCUCCAUGGGCCACCAGCUGGGUGAGGCUGUCGCGGCGCACCUCUAUGACUUCGGGCAGCUCCUGCUGCACUGCAACCCGGAGGUGGCCCAGGUGGCGGCCUUGUUGCUCUCCGUCUGCCCCAUGCCAAAGGCCAUCCGGCCGGCUCACCUCCUUUUCCUCAUCCGCUCGGCCGUCCACCACUUCUUCCUGGUGCUGCGCUGCAAGUGCCCCACGGGCAUCAGCUACGGAAGCCGCCUCCUCUGCUGCCUCAGCGGGGCUUCGCCCACCGCUGGCAAGGCCAUACUUCAGUACCUGGUGGAGGGGGCCCUGCACCCAGGGAACGCCGAGCUCUUUGGUGGGCUGCCUGAGCCUCCUGCAGUCGGAAACGACCCUGCCGCCCUGGAAGGCACCAAGGUCUCCCUGUUGGAUAUCAACCGGCGAUUUAUGGCCGCGGUGAACUUCUCGGGGAGUGUGUGGUCUGUGUUCCAUGCCGGCGUGAUUGGGAGGGGCCUGAAGCCGCCCCACGCCCCCUACCAACGAGAGCCGGAGGAGGUCUCCCACAACGUCCAGACCUUCCUGGGGUUGCUGCUGCGGUGCUGCGGAGCUGAGCACUGCGGCCCGGAGCCCUCCCAGCACGCUGCCGUCAGCCCCGAGGCAGCGAAGACGGUGGCGGUGGUUCUGGUGGAGACCGUCUGCCCUGACAUCACCAACAGCGAGUUGGCGUGGCCUCCGGAGGAGCACACCCGCAACACAGUGGAGCGGGACAUCCAGAUCGGGAGGGCUUUCCGCGACAACCCCCUGCUCUUCCAGCUGCUUAGCCUGGUGGCGGCAGGGAGGCCGGCCCUCUGUUACUGCUCAGUGCUUCUCCGCGGCCUCCUGGCGACUCUGAUGGCGCACUGGGAGGCUUCGCGGGAGAAUGACACCACCAGCUCUCCCUGGCACCUGCAGGCCUCCUGCGCCCUGGUGGCCUGCAUGGGUGAGGGCCACCUGCUCCCGCCUGUGCUCAGCAACAUGCAUGAGAUUUUUGACCAGCUGGCGCCCUUUGAGGUCCACCUCUUGCUCCUCAGCGUCUGGGACUACAUGCGUGACAACAGCCCGCUGCCGCAGAAGUUCACCUUCAACGCUGGCACGGGACUCUUCUUCCGGGACUUCAGCAGAGACACCGACAUUGGCAAAUACCUUUGCGUUCUGCACAGCGUCCUGCAUAAAAACAUUGACCGGCUGGGGCUGCUCUCGGGGCGCUUCCAGAUCUAGCGCCCCUUUUGGUGCUUUUGCCCUGUGGGAUUGGUCAUCCUGCCUGCCACUGUCAGGGGAGGGAACAUCCUGCCUUCCUGCCUUUUUAAAACUCUGCUUUUGAUUGUAAGCAAAGGGAAAACUGUCAUAUGACUUGUCCAGGUGUGCAGCAGUUGGGGGUUGUCAUGAGAAAGAAGGAACAGAAGGUCCUUCUUUCCCAGGCCUCAUCUCUAUCCUCAGCUUCGAUGUGAUGCCACCCCAGCUGGUGUUGGCAGCUUAGUUUGCAGAAGGACCUACGAAGUGUGAGCUGAAAAUGCAGUUGUAUGUCAUGAGAUGUUGCUUCAAAAACACAACAUGCAGCAAGUAGAGAAGUUGCCAGGGUCAGAGGCCUCGGUUAAAGCCAGAUGGUACCAGUAUGGACACAGUCUUGUGUACUCUGCUGUGUGCCAUGUGAUAUGGCUGUCAGUGUCCGUUGACAUAGCCAUACCCAGGUAGCCUGAGGGGAGAAUGCCUGAAGCUUUUGCAUUUCUCUAUCUUGUUUUUCCAGAUCUGUUAGCUCACUUCCUAUGGUCAUAUAUGGCUGGUUUCUCAAUGUCUUGCUAUGAUCUGGAAAUCUGUUAAGAAUCCCACAGAAGUUACAAUCACUGAGCAGGUACACAUUCCUAAAUGCACAAGAAUGGGGAGGGGACAAGGAGGGAAAAUUUGGUGAAUAAAUUCUGGUACAAACCACCCCUCCCCGCAAAAAGACCCAAACCUAUUUCCCUGUAAUAAAGGACAAAUAGAUUAAGUAAUAAUCAACUUACUGGGCUGCUCAGUUGGUGAGUGGGUAUAAGAAUGUGCAAAUAUUUCUAGUUACACAGAGCUGGUGAAAUGUUGCCCUCCUGAAGAGCUCUGCAUAACCUGAAAGACUUUCAUGUUUCAUGCAAAUGCUUCAACACGAGCAGGGCCCAGUCAGUACUGCCUUGCUUGACGUGAGAGUGUUUCCCCCAGACUGCUUCACUAAAGUAAUGAUUUGGGCAGGUGAAGCCAUUUGCCUGUUUGGCUGCUUCUUAGAGUGGCUCUGAGCUGGCCAUUGAUUGCCCCCCCUUCCUACAAUUCCUGGUGAUGGGGGUUUGCCACAUGGGGUUGUAGCCAGCUAAGUCCUAUUCAUUGAAACUUUGGUUUCAGUGGGCCUUCUCUGAGUAGCACUUGGAUACAACACUUUGCAUAAAGAGAUGUGGCCAGCUUAUCCUACAAAACUGAGGGCUCUUUUCCGGAAGGUUUCUGAUGCUGUUGUGUGGGAACAACUGACCAUAGUGCCAGAACUUAGCUAAACUUAUCCGUGCGUACUUGAGCACUGAUCUAUAUAGCCAGUCCAAAGAGAGAUGUCCCCCUAUUGGUACCAGAGCUCCGCUUGUGUGUGACAAGAGUCCUGCUUGACCUCCUUGUGCCUAAAUGCCGUCUGGGCAAUUGCUACUUUCCUUUUCAGGGACGAUUCAAGUGCUAGAAAGAGGUCGUGUGUAGCACGGGGUUCUUGCUGUCAAGUCAUUUUCAGCAGGGCUGGAGGGUUGCUGGCCUUUCUGCUUUUGCAUCAUCACAGCCCUGUUGGGUGGUUUUUGUGGGAGGUGAUGGGUUAAACCAUUUUCUAAAUAAUAAAGUGAAGAAGGAACUUC